Molecule: messenger RNA, 3214 nt
Organism: Asterias rubens (European starfish)
Lineage: Eukaryota; Metazoa; Echinodermata; Asteroidea; Forcipulatida; Asteriidae
Product: adhesion G-protein coupled receptor G7-like
Exons: 17
Coding region: 135-3110 (991 amino acids)
Biological process (GO): G protein-coupled receptor signaling pathway; cell surface receptor signaling pathway
Cellular component (GO): membrane
Molecular function (GO): G protein-coupled receptor activity
Source: RefSeq, a predicted model, not a curated record
GCUGUAAACAACCCUACAUGUAGCUCUAUGAAACAACAUUAUCUCAUAACUUCCUCCUUUUGUAGGCUGUCUUGCAGGUCUGUUUCAUCUGAAGUAGAAGGAACAGUAGCAACUGGAUCCAUCGAGAAGCUACAAUGGCUGUAUCUGUUCGGCCACUCAUUUUGGUUGGGACACUUCUGGUGUGUGGAUUCAUAAACCUAGGACAGGCAAAUCAAGAUGAAUGUGGGUGUGAUAUGUCCUGCACUGGACUUGGUGACACAUGCGAAGACUGCUUUGGAAGUAACGACUCGGAAUGUGAAAUUGUUGACUGCCCACAGGGCAUGUAUCGCUGCGGGAAUUUUGCCUGCUCGGAUGAGCCGUGGGAGGGCUGCGAUGAAGUGUCCAGCUGUCUGCAGACAGACACUUGUGGUGAUAGAUAUGCAGGUAGUUUCAACCCCUGCCCCGAAGAUAUCUUCAUGCCUGUGUCUGACGAGAUGGAUAAUGUCACAGUCUACUGGGACCGGCCUUUCAACCCGAACUCGGUACAAUUUACCAGCGUCAUCUUUACGUGUUUGGGACCGGGCCGCAGCGUCAGUUGUCAGCAAGAUGGAUCUGGUGUAUUCCCGGUUGGAAUCACAAAGGUCAUGUACACUGCUACAGAGACCGGUGGAUUGGAGAGAUUUUGCGCUUUCACUGUAACAGUCGCAGCGACGGUGCUAAACUGCCCAAAGAAUGUGACAACUUUGGCAGCCCCGGGAUACACAGAGACCAGAGUGACCUGGAAUGAUGAGGAUCUCCACGGCGGAUUGGACGGAGAAUCGAGGAGUACCAACUCCAGCGAUAAUCCUGGAGAUUGGUUCAUUAUCGGCACCCACCGGGUUACUUACGAAUCCAACCAGUACGGCCGCGUUUUCGACUGUCAUUUUUUUGUAACGGUUGAGGGACAAUGUCAAGUGGAAAUCACUGCUGAUGACAACUUUGGAGUUCUCAAUUGGCCAGCCACUCAAGCAGGCAACUUAGCAUGGUCUAUUGAGAUAUGCCCUCUAAUGACAGAAAGAGGUGCGCUUGGACUGCCCAAGGGAUUGAGGAACUGCUCCAAGGAGGCGGCCCCAUAUUAUUUCAGAUGGGAGAGCCACACCUCUGAAAGCUGCGGAGAACCAAUGAAUGACAUUACCCUCGAUGAUGUCAAACAGACCCAAGUUUCGGUGGGAAACGCACCAGAGGUAGCUGAGUUCCUUGCUAAUGAGACAUUAGUGGCGCAACAGAAUGGUGUUGAAGUAGAUGUGGAUGCCAUUGCCACCAUAUUGGGGAAUAUAGUCGGGGCAUAUUCAGGAGAUCCCCAGGUCACGCAAUCGGUGGUGGCAGCUGUUAACAAUGUCAUCCAGAAUUCGGAAGACAGCCAUGAGUUGUCCGAUGACCCCAACAGUUCCUCAGCGAUAGUCAGGUCCGUCGAGGACCAAGUAUCCCAGACUCUUCAGGAUGAAGGAGAUGUCAGCAUAGUGCAAGACACACUACAAGUUGAGGCGAUCAGCCGCAAUCGGUCUGAUAUCCGCAAUGCACUCAUCAUUGCAUCUGUGAGGGACGAGACUAAUGAACACGAUGAGAAUGAGGGCGGUCUUCAGGGUUCUACAAUCCGGACGUUCAUUGAUGCCAGUAUUGAUGCUGAUGUCCUAGUGUCUGUACGGAUACCGGCCAGCGGAUUCGAUAAUACUCAAGACGAAAACAAUGAUCAUACACAACUCCAAGCUGGCUUCGUCAUCUAUGCAACGGAUGCGUUGUUUCAGUCUGCAUCUCUUCAGAAUAACCAAGAUGAGGAGGGAUCACUGGUAGACGUCGCAGGACCCGUUCUCUCAGUGCUUCUUGACGACAAUACACUGAAUAACCUACAGGAACCCUUGGUCAUUACGUUUAAGGCACCUGAAAAUGCCACCGAUGCAACUUUAAAUUCGACAAAAUGUGUGUCGUGGGAUUUCACACUUGAAGAUGGUGUUGGUGAUUGGUCAAGUGUAGGAUGCAACUAUACUGGAGCUGAAGACGGCAGCUUGUUCUGCAAGUGCAACCCCGUAACCCAAAUUACUGAAAUGGUGCGUCCGGACACUGUGGCACGCAAGAGUAAGCGCGUCCGUGCAACCAACUUUGCUCUUCUUUUGGACUUCAAUGGACAGAAACUGCCUCCCCCUGCAGCACGGGCUCUGCAGUUGAUCAGUCAGAUUGGAUGUGCCUUGUCAAUAGCAGCUCUGACUAUCACGCUGGCUGCAUAUCUCUGUAUCAGGCAACUAAGAACAGGCAAAUCUCGAAAGAUCUUCAUCCAUUUCUGCGUCUCGUUGCUGUUGUUGUACAUUGUCUUCCUGGCUGGUGUUGAGAACGCUGUGAGCUCGAAGGUUGCCUGUGUGGUGGUGUCUGCCUUACUUCACUAUCUGCUCCUGAGUACAAUGAUGUGGAUGGCAGUCGAGGCCAGAAACAUGUAUGACAGCACGGUCAACGCAAUGAACCCUAAGGACGUCCACUACUAUAUGCUCAAGGCGUGUCUCUUUGCUUGGGGGUCUCCUUUGGUGGUGGUUGGGAUCACCGUAGGCGUUAAGACUGAUGACUACUGGAAUGAGGACUAUUGUAGCGUAGCUGCAACUUUGACGAUGUAUCUCGGUCUGCUGGUUCCAAUCGGCCUGGUCCUCCUCCACAACAUCAUCACCUUUGUCUUGGUCAUGCGGAGCCUCUUAAAGGUCCAGGAGGAGUCCACCUCAGAGCAGAUCUCCAAACGCCUCCAGAACGCCAUUGGUAUCUCGGUCCUGAUGGGCCUAACUUGGGUCUUCGCAUUCUUGGCCAUUGAUGUCGCAACCUUUACCUUUCAGUUGCUCUUCUGCAUUGCCAAUUCUUUGCAGGGUGUGGUUAUCUUCAUCAUGUUUUUCUUGCGCCCUAAAGAGGUCCGCAAGGCAGUGGCACCGUACCUUGGGUGGCUGUUCUGCUGUCUAACGUGCCGUACCGCGUCCAAUACUAAGACAGAAGAUGUGGGCCUCGCCACCAUUACUGGUGGAACAAAUGUGACACAGUAUGAAAAUUCUGUGAGCGGGAAUGAUAACCCACAUUACGAGAGUCCUUCACCUGUAUAUGAAAGAAGUAUAAAUCCACAUUGAAAGGUAUUUUGAAAGCUCUCUUUUGAAAGAAGUUUUAAAGACACUGUACACUAUUGGUAAUUAUCAAAGACUAGCCUUCACAGUUGGUGUAUCUCAACAUAUAC